AUGACGACCGGCACCAUGAAGGACAUCGACGUGGCGGGGCAGCUGUACUGCCACGAGUACUGCGACAGCAAGAUUAAGGGCAAGACGCUGCACAAGAUCAGCAAGCAGAGCCUCAGCUGCUUCGACCAGACGCUGCCCGUGUCGCCCAGCCGCAAGGCUGGCGCGCACGAGCCCAUGAAGAUCGCACCGGAGAACCUGCCCUACUACAGCUCGACUGGGGAGUACAAGUUCCGGGGGGAGAAGCCGGACCCGCACAGUUUCACCCGCAAGGGCGACGGCGAGAUGGUCAAGAGCGGGCUGUUCAAAAAGGAGCCCAGAAAGCCGUCACCCCCAAAGGCGGGAGCUUUCAAGAAGCGGGACAACCCGCCCAACACGCUCUUCCGCAAGUUUUACGAGCGGGGCGACCUGCCCAUCUCGGUGGACCACCGGGGCUCGAAGAACACCAUCAACUGGAAGGUUGACGUCAGCAAGCUGGACUACCACCACUACCUGCCCAUCUUCUUCGACGGCAUCCGGGAAAAGGAGGAGCCGUACCGGUUCCUAGCGAUCAAGGGCGUCGAGGACAUGCUCAAGGUUGGGAACGGCAAGAUACUGCCAGUGAUCCCUCAGCUGAUCAUCCCAAUCAAGACCGCCCUGAACACGAGGGACUCCUACGUCAUCAACAUCACGCUCCAGCUGCUGUGCAAGCUGGUGGAGAGCGAAGAGAUGGUGGGCGAGGCGCUGGUGCCGUACUACCGGCAGAUCCUGCCCGUGCUGAACCUGUUCAAGAACCACACCGAGAAUCUGGGCGACGGCAUCGACUAUGCGCAGCAGAAGCAGCAGUGCAUGGGCGAGUGCGUCAUGCGGACGCUGGAGCUGUUCGAGCAGAAGGGCGGCGAGGACGCGUUCAUUAACAUUAAAUAUAUGAUCCCUACCUACGAGAGCUGCAUGACGAACUGA
This is a messenger RNA of Klebsormidium nitens, 939 nucleotides long. The record is from the annotation of a GenBank genome assembly. NCBI's taxonomy places the organism in Eukaryota, Viridiplantae, Streptophyta, Klebsormidiophyceae, Klebsormidiales, Klebsormidiaceae.